Kogia breviceps (pygmy sperm whale) is the source of this 2626-nucleotide messenger RNA. Its product is annotated as 3-galactosyl-N-acetylglucosaminide 4-alpha-L-fucosyltransferase FUT3-like. Gene Ontology annotation, cellular component: membrane. The record is from RefSeq and is a predicted model, not a curated record. Gene Ontology annotation, molecular function: alpha-(1->3)-fucosyltransferase activity. NCBI's taxonomy places the organism in Eukaryota, Metazoa, Chordata, Mammalia, Artiodactyla, Physeteridae.
GUGUAUUUGGUUAACAGACAUAUCUAUCGCUCAGAGCCUCCGUUUCCUUAUCUGUAAAAUGGGUGGCUCCAGGGCCGCAGGAAGUGGAGAGGGGCAGGGCCGAAGUCCUAGAUUCCGCUCUGGUGGUUGGGCUUUGGAGUCCGGGAGGACUUUGUGACCGCCUGCAGGGACGGAAAGGACCGGGGAGUGGAAAGACAUCGGCCAGGCCAAGGGGCCACCCAGGAUCCCCCAGUGGGGGACCAGGGGGGCCAUCUUUGAACGCUUAUUCCCUGAGCACUUCCUGUGCUCUCCCCAUAAACUUGUCAGGCUCUCCGUCACCUCCGGACCUUUGCGUUGGCUGUUUCGUCCACCAGGAAUGCCCUUUUCCCCAGCUCUUACACUACCUGCUGAGCCCUCAGAUAACCUUCCAAUGUAAUCACAUUGUAUGUACCCCUCCCAGACGGAGCCCUGGCUCCAAGCCUCAGCUCCAGGGCACUGGGGAGCAUCUUGUAACCAGGUCUGUCUUCUUCCUAGGCUGGGGGAGACUCUGGGAAAGCUGGGAAAGGGCAGGGUCAAGGUCAAGGUGGGACCCGAGAGCCGUCGGAACCUAUCCCAGGUCCAGAGAUCAUGGGGCCUAGUGGGUCGGAAUAAGUGGGCUCUGAAGCUAGAUGCUUUUCGUUGGAAUUCCAGCUCCGCCGUUUUCUUGCAUUGAGUCCUUGGCCUCAGUCUUCUCGUCUGUAAAGUAGGAUUAAGAACAGUGCUGCCUACCUCAGGACUCAUAAAGAUGAACUUGGGUAACCUGCAUCUGCCCGCAAGGCAUGUGUUAUUAUUUUUGUUAUCAGUGAUGCUAUGUUCACUGUCCCCCCCACCCAGCUCCUCUGACCCAUGGAUCCACCUGGCUGGGCCAAGAUCAAAUGUCCCUGGCACCACUGUGCCCCCAGGCUGUUGCUGCAGCUGCUUUUGGCUCCGUGCUUCUUCUCCUACCUGCGUGUGUCCCGAGACAAGCCCACGUGGGUUCCUGAAUUGGGGGCCCCCUCCCAGGCCACUGCAAGGCCCUCCACCCGCCCGCCUCUGCGUCUCCUGCUGUGGGCGCGGCCACUCCACACCCCGGUGGCUCUGUCCCGCUGCUCGGAGAUGUGGCCCGGCACAGCCAGCUGCCACCUGACCGUCAACCGCAGCGAGUAUCCUUGGGCGGAUGCGGUCCUUGGGCAUCCCCGAAAGGUCAGCUCCAGGCCCAAGGCACGGCUCACGCCUUCCCCGCGGCCCCCCAGCCAGCGCUGGGUCUGGUUCAGCAUGGAAUCGCCCAGCAACUGCCCCAGACGGAAGGCCCUGGACGGAUGCUUCAUCCUUACUGUGUCCUCCCGCCAGGACUCAGAUACCUUCACGCCGUACGGCUAGCUCGAGCCAUGGCCUGGCCAGCCCGUGGGCACGCUGGUGAACAUCUCGGCCAGGACCAAGAUGGUGGCCUGGGUGGUGGCCAGCUGGAGGGCGGACUCGGUCAGGGUGCAGUCCUAUCAGAAGCUGCAGCCUCACCUCCAAAUGGAUGUGUAUGGACGCUCCCACAUGACACUGCCCCAGGAGGUCAUGACCGUGAGGCUGUCCCAGUACCAGUUUUACCUGGCUUUCAAGAACUCCUCGCACCCUGACUAUGUCACAGAGAAGCUGUGGGAGAGCGCCCUGCAGGCCUGGGCCGUGCCAGUGGUGCUGGGCCCCAGCAGGAGGAACUAUGAACAGUUCCUGCCACCCGAAGCCUUUAUCCCACAUCGAAGACUUUCAGAGCCUUGGUCCAGUAUCUGCUGGAUCAAGGACCACACCUGCUACCCGAGCUGCGUCCGCUGGCGGGAGACGCCGCGGCUCAGAUCCUUCAGCUGGGCCUCGAUGUUCCGUAAGGCCUACUGGCGGCUGCAGCAGGAUCCCAACUACCAGGCGUUGCCCAGUAUCAUGUCUUGGUUCACGCGAGCCAGCCAGCCUGGGGCCUGGGCUGCUGGGCAUCUGGGGGCCUUGGUGGCUGGAGCUCUCCGUUACCUGGGGCUUCCGCUACCGGGCAGCUCUGCCGCCAGGAAUGUUGCUUCCGUGGGACCUCGCCUGCUAGGAGCUUCACCUGCUGGGGGCGGGGGGGGGGGUCACCCACCAGGGGCUGUGGCUGCUGGGCACUCACCAAGACACUCACCCCCUGGGGAACUGGCCUUGGUGUCCCGCCCACUGGUGACGGCUCUGGUGGCUUGGCUUGUGAGUACUGCUGCUUUGUCAAUGAACCGCCUCGGGGGUUAUGCAGGUUGGCAAUACUGACACCAUUUUCCAGAUGGGAAUGCUCUGAGGAAAACUGGUGUGUCCUCCCUUACUCCAGAUCAGCGGUUUUCACUCCAGGACGAUUCUGCUCCCAGGGGACGCUUGGAGUGUCUGGGGACAUCUGUGGUCGUCACAGCCUGGGGGUGGGCUGAUAGCAUCCAGUGGGAGGGGGCCAGAAAUGCUGCUCGACAGCCUACAGCACCCGGGAGACUGGGGCGCAGAGGGGGUGGGACUGGGGGCGGGGCUGUCUGGGGGUCCACGUGGGGCAGGGCUGGGACAAGGGGACGUUCUACACCCAGCGCAAGGAUAGAGGAGGGGCAGGAACUGCCCCCAAAGGAGGGCAAGGGGAGAGGGUGUG